AUCUGUGAAAGGUCUGGGUCAGGCCAGAUCCCCCCAGCCUGGACAUGGCAGACACACGCUGCUGCUCCAGUGCGGCCCUGAGGAGGAGGCUACCCGUCCUGGCCUGGCUGUCCAACUACUCUCUGCGGUGGCUGAGAAUGGACAUCAUCGCUGGACUCUCCGUGGGUCUCACCGUCAUCCCCCAGGCCCUGGCCUAUGCAGAAGUGGCUGGACUCCCGCCCCAGUACGGUCUCUACUCUGCCUUCAUGGGGUGCUUCGUGUACUUCGUCCUGGGCACCUCCCGGGACGUGACUCUGGGCCCCACGGCUAUCAUGUCUCUCCUGGUAUCCUACUACACCUUCCGUGAGCCUGCCUAUGCCGUGCUGCUUGCCUUCCUGUCUGGGUGUAUCCAGUUGGCCAUGGGGCUCCUGCAUUUGGGGUUCCUGCUGGACUUCAUCUCCUGCCCUGUCAUUAAAGGCUUCACAUCCGCUGCCAGCAUCACAAUUGGCUUUGGACAGGUCAAGAACCUGCUGGGAUUGCAGAACAUUCCCCGGCAGUUCUUCCUCCAGGUGUACCACACCUUCCUCCACAUCGGAGAGACCAGGGUGGGCGAUGCCAUCCUGGGACUGGUCUGCAUGGUGCUGCUGCUUGUGCUGAAGCUUAUGCGUGAACACAUGCCUCCUCCCCGUCCUGAGAUGCCCCUUGGCGUGAAGUUCAGCCGUGGGCUAGUGUGGACCAUCACAACAGCUCGCAACGCCUUGGUGGUCUCCUUCGCGGCCCUGAUUGCUUACGCCUUUGAGGUGACAGGAUCCCACCCGUUCAUUCUGACUGGAAAGAUCGCCCAGGGGCUCUCUCCUGUGAGGAUGCCGCCCUUCUCAGUGACCACAGACAAUAAGACCAUCUCUUUCUCUGAGAUGGUGCAGGACAUGGGGGUCGGACUGGCUGUGGUGCCUCUGAUGGGCCUCCUGGAGAGCAUUGCUGUGGCCAAAUCCUUCGCCUCUCAGAAUAAUUACCGCAUUGAUGCCAACCAGGAGCUGCUGGCCAUCGGCCUCACCAAUGUGCUGGGCUCCCUAGUCUCGUCUUACCCGGUCACUGGCAGCUUUGGGCGGACAGCAGUGAAUGCCCAGACGGGGGUUUGUACCCCGGCAGGAGGCCUGGUGACUGGUGUCCUGGUGCUGCUGUCUCUGGACUACCUGACCUUACUGUUCUACUAUAUCCCCAAGUCUGCACUGGCUGCCGUCAUCAUCAUGGCUGUGGCCCCGCUCUUUGACGUCAAGAUCUUCAGGAGGCUCUGGCUUGUUCAGAGGCUGGAUCUGUUACCACUCUGCGUGACAUUCCUGCUGUCCUUCUGGGAGAUCCAAUACGGCAUCCUGGCAGGGACCCUGGUGUCUUUGCUCAUUCUCCUGCACUCUGUAGCUAGACCCAAAACCCAGGUGUCAGAAGGACAGAUUCUUGUUCUCCAGCCGGCCAGCGGCCUGCACUUCCCUGCAGUUGAUGCCCUCCGAGAGGCAAUGACGAAGAGGGCCCUGGAAGCAUCCCCACCACGUUCCGCGGUUCUGGAGUGCACGCAUGUCAGCAAUAUAGACUACACCGUGAUUUUGGGACUCAGUGAGCUCCUGGAGGACUUCCAGAAGAAAGGUGUCACCCUGGCCUUUGUUGGCCUACAGGUGCCUGUGCUCCGCACACUCUUGGCUGCUGACCUCAAGGGUUUCCGGUACUUCACCACUCUGGAGGAGGCAGAGAAAUCCCUGCAGCAGGAACCAGGGACUCAGCCUUACAGCAUCCGUGAAGACACUGCCUCAGAGCACAGGAGCUCCCUACUGAAGUCUCCCUCGGGCCCCUGAACGGCAGCUGGUAUAGGAAGGGUCUCCGGAAGGUUCUGUCGCUGUGACUUGGUGUCACCUGAUAGACUCACCAACCUGGAGGGACUGAAAUGGCUCUGGGGAAGAGCAGGGAGCCAUGUGUGAUUCCGGGGUGUCCCCUAGGUGUGAGUAUUUGAGGGCUGGGGUGGCUGGACAGUCUUCCAGAGAGAGAGAGAGAGACCAAGAAAGAUGGGGAAUCAUGUCUUCUGGCCUGGGCUGGCAGGGUAAGCUGGCAUUUUCCAGAUCUCAAGUCCUUCUUUGGAAUCAGACCCUACCAGAGAAGAGUCAGAGAGACCGGGCAUCUCAGAGAUGUGUCUGACCAUGGCGUGAAGACGAACCUGAGCUGAAGAGGCGACCACAGUGUGCCACACAAGGUCAAUUCUGUUUAAAAUCACGUGUUUUGAAAUGGAAGUCACUCUGGUGUUUUUGUAAAGCAAUACGAACACUAAUGCUUGUUUUUUU
This is a messenger RNA of Rattus rattus (black rat), 2303 nucleotides long. RefSeq names its product solute carrier family 26 member 11 (gene Slc26a11). The transcript is spliced from 16 exons. Gene Ontology annotation, molecular function: secondary active sulfate transmembrane transporter activity. Gene Ontology annotation, cellular component: membrane. The record is from RefSeq and is a predicted model, not a curated record. Bases 45 to 1823 code for a protein of 592 amino acids. NCBI's taxonomy places the organism in Eukaryota, Metazoa, Chordata, Mammalia, Rodentia, Muridae. Gene Ontology annotation, biological process: transmembrane transport.